Molecule: messenger RNA, 1374 nt
Organism: Blepharisma stoltei
Lineage: Eukaryota; Ciliophora; Heterotrichea; Heterotrichida; Blepharismidae
Source: the annotation of a GenBank genome assembly
AUGAGAAUGCUCAUAUGCAGCCAAGAAGGAUGCAAGAUGAAAGCAACAGCUAGAUGCCGCUGCAAAGAUCCAGAGCUAUUGUUUUGUGCUGACCAUUUAGGCAAUCAUUUAAUUAACUCUCCAGGUAAGCAUGACUAUGAAAAAUUGUUUGAUGAUCCCUACCUCCAAACAAAAAAUGAUGUCUUAAGUUAUAUACAAAACGAACUCCAAAGCUUGGAAAAUUUAAAGAUAAAUAUAACAAAAGAAGUUUAUACUGAGAUGUGCAAGAUAAAAAGUAGCUUACUCCUCCCCCUUCGUGAGUGAACAAAAAAAUUUUGUUCGCUCAGGAAGGAGGUUAAUUUUUUUAAAAAAAGUAUAAAUAGCAUUUAUAGUAAAUGCUCUAUCCAAAAUUUAAAAAAAUCCCAAUUUGAAAGCUAAAAAUUCAUUUAAUGUGUAAAAUUUAUGUUUUUAAAAAAUGCAAUUUGUUUAAAUUCAACAGAUUAACUAGACAUUACAUUUUAAUAAUUGUUAUUUAUAUAUAAAAUUUUUUAUAAAAUUUAGUUUUUCUCAUAGAGGUUUUUACCAGAAAAUUUUUCCAAUAGUUUUGGUGGGGAAUUAGAUGUCUAUAUUGGAAAAAUAGAUGAAAAAAUUGUUUCAUUUUGACGUAAUCUGGAUGAAAUUAUGUGAGCAUUAGAAAAUAGUAAUGACAGCACAAAUCUAGAGUAUUUAAAGCUGCCUUCCUCAGAAGCUAUUGCUUACUUCAAAGAAAAUAAUAAAAAUUUGAUUGAGGAUUCUACUAGCGAAUCAAUAAUUUCCGAGAUCUUUAAAAAUUUAGGAUGGUUCAGACUGUCAGAGUUUCAAGAAAUGUCAAGCAAGAUUAAAGAUUUAGACGAAGAAUUGCUUAGUGUAAAACAGUCGUGUGACGAAAAAAUAAACCAAAAUGAAUAUGAGCACACAAAAAUAAUAGAAUCAUAUGAGAUGACUAAUACAAAUUUGAAAAAGAUUUAUGAUGAGUUGUAUAAAGAAAAGAGAGAACUUGAGCUAAGAUAUAAUCAACUUAUAGAAGAUCAUCAGAAUUGCCAAUCUCAGCCUAAAAGAUCUUCAAUUCCUGAGCCAGUAAGAUUAAUCCCAAGCAUACCUGGUAUACCUCAGAUAAAUUUUUUUAAGCAAAGCAGUAUUGAGUCUUCUAAAGUUUCUACUGUUGAUGGGCGGGGAUAUACUUGCUCUUUAUGCAUGGGAAAGUUUCGCGCUAAUGAAAUUCAUAAAAAUGAUUGCGGGUGUCUUAAUUGUGGGAAUUGUCCAUUUCCAGAUUUCGAAAAAAUUAAGGGUAUGCAUAAUAGAAGAUGCCGCGUAUGCAAUAAGAAAAAAGUUCUUUUUACUGGAUCAUGGACAUAA